AUGAGUGCUAUAGAAACGAAACAGAGAAGAAAAUCGAAUAUAAUAAAAGGAUUUGCUAAACAAAAUAAGCUCAUUACUAUGAGACCUUCUACGGAUGACAAUGACAAUAUAACAAAUAAUGGUACUACAAAUCAACAACUAGGAUGUAUGACGAUUUCUGAUACCAUAAUGAUAAAUGUGAUAACCUAA
Molecule: messenger RNA, 189 nt
Organism: Brugia malayi
Lineage: Eukaryota; Metazoa; Nematoda; Chromadorea; Rhabditida; Onchocercidae
Exons: 2
Coding region: 1-189 (62 amino acids)
Source: RefSeq, a predicted model, not a curated record